Messenger RNA from Photinus pyralis (common eastern firefly), 1405 nucleotides. Its product is annotated as extensin-1-like. The coding region runs from base 71 to 1405 and encodes 444 amino acids. The record is from RefSeq and is a predicted model, not a curated record. NCBI's taxonomy places the organism in Eukaryota, Metazoa, Arthropoda, Insecta, Coleoptera, Lampyridae. The transcript has 2 exons.
GUUUGCGUGUCGGAGUAUGGUGUUUUUGUAGUUUAAUUCAGUUAGUGCUAUAUUGAACAGGGUGUUAGCAAUGAAAAAAUUGGUAUGGUUUCUGCUUAUUUUCAUUUGUGCACAAGUGAUAACUGCCAAACGGCGACACUUACAAGACCAAUUACAAUAUCAGCUGGAUCCACUAAACGAACAAACUGAGUAUGAAACAAAAGACCAAGGGAAACGAACAUUGUUUCCGGCACGUCAUUACAUGUUUGGGAAGCAUGUUGCUAUCGAUUCCAACGGACGCAAGUAUUUGUUAGGAUAUAGUCCACUAAAUGUAAAAUACGCACCACUCUUCAAACCGGUUGCUGUUUUCAGACAGCCAAUUCAUGACAAUAACCUGAUAUGGAAACCGCUAAGGCAGUAUUUACCCCCAGCAAUACAAGCACCUAGUACAAUAAACCUUGACACCAAUGGAUGGAAACCGAUAAUGCCAGUUGCAAAUCCGAUAGUCCACAUUCCAAAACCGCUUCUUGUACCACAACAAAUUCAACCCGCGGUCGAAAAUGCUGUUAUUGCGAAACCGGUAUUCGCAGGAGUACAACCUCCGCUUCCUGUGCACCAUACUCCAGUUGAUCUAAAACCUUUGCUACAACCGCUACAUAACUACUACUUCUUUCAAACUCCGGUUGUAAAACCACUCCUGGUACCCCAGCAACAACUGCUUCAAAUUUCCAGGCCGGAAUUAGGAGUGCUACCGUUAGGGUCCGCUUUUCAGGUAUCACCACAUCAUCACAUCCAUCCACCGCAAAUUCAUCAUUUAGGCCCUCUCGCGCAUCCAUCAACUCCAAUACACGCUCCACCUCCACCACAUAACCAAAUUUUGUUCCAUCCACAACACACCAUCGAUCACUUACACAAUCCCCAAAUUGUCCACAAUCAUCAUCAUCCUUUAUUCAUACCUUCCCACCAGCAACACGUGCCCGAACUAAAUCAUCUCCACCCUUCAAUUCCGGAACACCACCAACCGUUACCGCAACUCCACCAUUCCGUUUCAUUCCCAGUCAACUUCCCACCAAUUUCCGUUCACGGGAAUCCACCCAAUUACUCGCCGCCGCUCUUUACGCACAACCAUCAUCCAGAUCAAGUUAUAUACGGCAAGCACUUUCCGAUAGCAAAUCAGAUUCCACAACUCCCCCACCUGCCACACGCAGAUAAUCCUCAUCCGGUACCGGACGACCAGCCCAAAAUUUUAUUCAACCCCGCUAUCCAGCCUGGACAGAGCGAUUUACAGAUACCAGCACAUUUGCCCACGCAUCCCCAAUUUAUUCAGCAUAUUAACGGACACGCUAUUCACCCCCAGUACCUUCCCAUACCGGAACCGGAUAAAAUAAUCAAGCCGGGCGUUGAUUUGGAACCGCCGUUUACGUAG